GCGACUUGGCGUUGGCGGACAGGGCUUCACAGAUUGCCUCGUCGUUGACACCCAUCAACUCCUGAACACCGACAGCAUACAAGAUGGAGCAGCUCCCCAGCGCAGAUGAGCUCAAGGCCCGCAUGGACUCGCGCAACGAGCAGAUGCGCCAGCAAUGGAUCAAGACAUACGAGGCCCGCCUGGUAGCCGCUGAGAUCUCAAAGUGUCAAAAAGCAGAGGGCGUCAACCAUUACGCCGUCUGCAGGCCACUUGUUGACACCUACCUGGAGCUGUUGAAGGACGCCAAGGUCAAGGGAUACAGAAUCGUUGACGAGGAGUAGGCGACGGUGCUACGACAGACUGUGAAGCCCAAGCCGCAAUACAAACUGAUAUCACGACACGACACGACACGACACGAUACCACUCAAUGCGUAGAAGCAAAAUGCUGACAUUAAGAGGGCAUGAUAGAGAAGCAAUUCCAGAAG
Messenger RNA from Jaminaea rosea, 464 nucleotides. Its product is annotated as putative NADH-ubiquinone oxidoreductase 12 kDa subunit. The record is from RefSeq and is a predicted model, not a curated record. The transcript is spliced from 3 exons. The coding region runs from base 84 to 320 and encodes 78 amino acids. NCBI's taxonomy places the organism in Eukaryota, Fungi, Basidiomycota, Exobasidiomycetes, Microstromatales.